Messenger RNA from Populus trichocarpa (black cottonwood), 2895 nucleotides. Its product is annotated as vacuolar protein sorting-associated protein 52 A. Gene Ontology annotation, molecular function: syntaxin binding. Gene Ontology annotation, biological process: Golgi to vacuole transport; retrograde transport, endosome to Golgi; endocytic recycling. The record is from RefSeq and is a predicted model, not a curated record. The transcript is spliced from 19 exons. Lineage: Eukaryota; Viridiplantae; Streptophyta; Magnoliopsida; Malpighiales; Salicaceae. The coding region runs from base 175 to 2376 and encodes 733 amino acids. Gene Ontology annotation, cellular component: GARP complex.
UAAAAAGGCACACGACGUUGCUUGUAAAUCAGCUUCAAAGAAAUUUAAUUUUACCGUAAUUUCUCCAGAGAUCUAAAAAUCUUCAAAACUAAACCAUUGUAAUCGCUUUAGCAGCAGAAGCGAGAUCAAACCGACGUCAAAUCUCGCAAAUCCGCUGCGUUUUCCACUCAGAAAAUGGCGACUACAACUGAGGCGCAAUCAAAUAAUGAAAUCACAAAAAGUGUGUUUGAUUUAGGAGCUUUUGUUGGUGAUUUAGGCUCCAUUGAAGAUGAUGCCGCUAGUGAUGAUAUAUCAUUAGAAGGACUUGAGCAGGAACUAGAAGAAUGCAGAAAUGAUGAUGUAGUUACGAAUAUAUUGUCGAAAGGGACGAAAUUGAGAGAUCACACGAAAGGGGUUGAGAAUAAUUUACGGCAAGUUGAGUUGGAUUCGAUUCAGGAUUAUAUAAAAGAAAGUGAUAAUUUAGUGUCUCUUCAUGAGCAAAUUCGCGAUUGUGAUAUCAUCUUGUCGCAGAUGGAAACUCUACUUAGUGGUUUCCAGGGUGAGAUUGGUUCUAUAAGUUCGGACAUUAAGAUUCUCCAGGAGAAGUCGAUGGAUAUGGGUCUGAAGCUGAAGAAUCGCAAGGCAGCUGAAUCAAAACUGGCAAAAUUUGUUGAAGACAUUAUAGUCCCUCCCAGAAUGGUAGACAUAAUUGUUGAUGGAGAGGUUAACGAGGAGUAUUUUAGAACUCUCGAAAUACUUAGUAAGAAGCUGAAGUUUGUUGAAGCAGAUCAAUUGAUUAAAGGUUCCAAAGCUCUAAAAGAUGUUCAGCCUGAGCUUGAAAAGCUCAGGCAGAAAGCAGUUACAAAGGUGUUUGACUUCAUUGUUCAGAAACUUUAUGCCUUGAGAAAACCCAAAACAAAUAUUCAGAUCCUUCAACAGAGUGUUCUUUUAAAAAACAAGUAUGUCAUUUCUUUCCUCAAGGAACAUGCCAAGGAGGUAUAUAUUGAGGUUCGUGCAGCAUACGUCGAUACGAUGAACAAGGUACUUAGUGCACAUUUCCGUGCUUACAUUCAAGCAUUGGAGAAAUUGCAGUUAGAUAUAGCAACAUCUAGUGAUUUGAUUGGUGUUGAGACCACAAGAAGCACUGGUCUUUUCUCAACUGCAAGAGGACCGCUAAAGAAUAAAUCAGCUGUAUUUGCUCUAGGGGAGAGGAUCAACAUUUUGAAGGACAUGGAUCAACCAGCAUUGAUUCCUCAUAUAGCUGAAGCCGGUUCCCAAAAGUAUCCUUAUGAGGUUCUUUUCAGGAGCUUGCACAAGCUGCUAAUGGAUACUGCUACUUCUGAGUAUCUUUUCUGUGAUGAUUUCUUCGGGGAAGAAUCCAUUUUUUAUGAAAUUUUUGCAGGCCCAUUUGCUGUUGUUGAUGAACACUUCAAUUCAAUACUACCUAAUUGCUAUGACGCCAUAGGCCUGAUGCUAAUGAUUCGCAUAAUACAUCAGCACCAGCUCAUUAUGUCUCGGCGGCGGAUUCCAUGCCUGGAUUCAUAUUUGGACAAGGUCAACAUUGCUUUAUGGCCUCGUUUUAAGAUGGUAUUUGACUUGCACCUUAGCAGCCUCCGUAAUGCAAAUGUAAAGACAUUGUGGGAGGAUGACGUCCAUCCUCAUUAUGUUAUGAGGCGUUAUGCUGAAUUUACAGCUUCUCUUAUUCACCUUAAUGUUGAAUAUGGAGAUGGACAGCUUGAAUUGAAUAUGGAGAGGCUGAGAAUGGCCAUUGAUGACUUGCUCAUGAAGCUUGCUAAAACAUUCCCAAAACCAAAACCACAAAUUGUGUUCCUUAUAAACAACUAUGAUAUGACGAUUGCUGUUUUGAAGGAAGCUGGCUCAGAAGGUGGGAAAAUUCAAUUGCACUUCGAGGAACUGCUGAAGAGCAACACAUCGAUGUUUGUGGAAGAGCUGCUACUAGAGCAUUUUAGUGACCUAAUCAAGUUCGUGAAAUCCCGAGCCUGUAAGUUUAUAUUUCAACAUGUCACUUGUAAGAUUUCUGCAUUCAUUUCUUUAUUAAAGGAGAUGGCCUCACUUGCAAUUUAUUUGCCAGCGGAGGAACCGGGUUCGGGCACCGAGAAGCCCAUAACUGUUGCUGAAGUCGAGACAAUUGUGAAGGAUUUUGCAAGCAGAUGGAAGGCUGCAAUAGAGCUGAUGCACAAAGAUGUUAUCACCUCUUUCAGCAACUUCUUAUGUGGCAUGGAGAUAUUGAGAGCUGCAUUGACACAGCUCCUGCUUUAUUAUACUAGGCUAUCAGAUACAAUAAAGAAGAUCGUCGGCGGGUCUGCGCUGAACAAAGAUCUUGUGUCUAUAUCGUCAAUCAUGUACGAAAUCAGGAAAUAUUCAAGGACUUUCUAGAUCAUUGAUGUUAUGUUAGCAAACACAAUAUCCUACGAAGUCCAUGGAUUCGGAAGAGUAAGCAUGUAUUAUCAGCCGUAGCAAGUACUCUUCGACUUUGGAAAGUAUUAGACAACAAAAAUCGCACAAAAACAAUUGCUCACGGACAGAAUUCAGCUUCACAGUUGUUGAGGAAGUUUCUUCACUUGGUUCAUGUUCGGUGUGGAAUGCCGCCGUCCGAUUCGGGAAAGCUUUGCCGUGAUUUUGAUGGUGGCAGAUUUUUGGAUAUCAGUGUGUUCUUUCAAGGUGUUUAUUUUUAUUUUAUUUCAUCUCUCUCAUACAGCACGAAAUCAUGAUGUCUGAUUUGUAAAAUGCAUGGAUUUAUUGAAAACCUCUUGAAAAGAAGCAAAAGCCAAGCUAGCACUAGAGUUAAAGCAAGAGGCAAAAGUUCAGUUUUAUACAAAAUGCUGAGGAAUGUAUCAAACCAGUAUGACAACACCUGGUCUGACAAAUCAUGUCGGUGUCUUGGAUUUCUCUUUU